Penicillium paradoxum is the source of this 372-nucleotide messenger RNA. Its product is annotated as anaphase promoting complex subunit 11. Lineage: Eukaryota; Fungi; Ascomycota; Eurotiomycetes; Eurotiales; Aspergillaceae. Gene Ontology annotation, cellular component: anaphase-promoting complex; nucleus. Gene Ontology annotation, molecular function: zinc ion binding; cullin family protein binding; ubiquitin protein ligase activity. The record is from RefSeq and is a predicted model, not a curated record. The transcript has 3 exons. Gene Ontology annotation, biological process: protein ubiquitination; positive regulation of mitotic metaphase/anaphase transition; anaphase-promoting complex-dependent catabolic process. Bases 1 to 372 code for a protein of 123 amino acids.
AUGAAGGUUGCCAUUAAAGAAUGGAAUGCCGUUGCUACUUGGCAUUGGGAUAUCCCCGAGGAUGAAGUGUGUGGUAUCUGUCGUGUCCAAUUCGAUGGCACCUGCCCUACCUGCAAAUUCCCUGGCGAUGACUGUGCCCUUGUACAAGGAAAAUGUAACCACGCGUUCCACAUGCAUUGCUUAAUGACCUGGAUUGACCUGGAGACUUCCAAGGGAUUAUGUCCAAUGUGCCGACAAAGUAUGCUUCUUUUGUUGUUUUCCCCCUCUGUGGAUACCAAGCUAAUUGCUCCUAGAAUUCGAGUUCAAGGGCAAGGAAUAAUGGCCUUGAUCUGUGUUUGUCUUCUCGUGAUUAUCAAGGUGUUGCCGGACUAA